ACCGAAGCACUAGCUGUUGCGUCGAAGAACGAACGAUACAUGGAGAACGGGAACAUCGCCGCCGCAUCGCCGGAGGAGGUCCGCCGCAGCCCUGCUUUCGGAUGGGCCGCCAGAGACACCUCAGGCGUCCUCUCGCCUUUCACAUUCUCCCGGAGGAAAAAUGGGGAGAACGAUGUGACCAUCAAGAUCUUGUACUGCGGCAUCUGCCACUCCGACCUCCACUCCGUCAAGAACGAGUGGCAAAACUCCGUCUACCCGAUCGUGCCUGGUCACGAGAUCGUCGGCGUUGUCACCGAGGUGGGCGGCAAGGUGGACAGGUUCAAGGUGGGCGACCACGCCGGGGUGGGCUGCAUGGUCAACUCCUGCCGCAGCUGCCACGAGUGCGCAGGGCACCACGAGAACCACUGCCCCGGCAUGAUCUUGACCUACAACUCCACCGACGCCGACGGCACAGUCACCUACGGCGGCUACUCCGACUCCGUCGUGGUGGAGGAGCACUUCGCGGUGCGGUUCCCGGCGGGCAUGCCGCUCGACCGAGGCGCGCCGCUGCUCUGCGCCGGCAUCACGGUCUACAGUCCCAUGAAGCGCUUCGGGUUCGACGUCCCCGGGAAGCACAUCGGAGUGGUGGGCCUCGGCGGGCUCGGCCACGUCGCCGUCAAGUUCGGCAAGGCCUUCGGCGCCAAGGUGACGGUGAUCAGCACGUCGCCGAGCAAAAGGCAGGAGGCCGUCGAGCGACUGGGCGCCGACGCUUUCCUGGUCAGCAAAGACCCCGAUGAGAUGAAGGCCGCUUGGGGAACCAUGGACGGCAUAAUCAACACAGUCUCAGCAGCUCAUGAAGUAACUCCAUUGCUGUCUCUUCUCAAAACUUUUGGACAAAUGGUCAUGGUCGGUGCACCGGAGAAGCCAUUAGAGAUCUAUGCUUUUCCCUUACUUCUAGGCGGGAAGUCUAUCGUAGGGAGUGCAAUUGGUGGGAUGAAGGAGACUCAGGAGAUGAUAGAUUUUGCGGCAGAGCACAAUGUGACUGCGGAUAUCGAGCUUAUCAGCAUGGAUUAUGUGAACAAAGCCAUGGAGAGGGUCGCAAAGGCUGAUGUCCGCUAUCGAUUUGUCAUCGAUAUCGGGAACACUUUGACACUAGCCAGUGCGUCGAAGAACGAACAAUACAUGGAGAACGGGAACAUCGCCGCCGCAUCGCCGGAGGAGGUCCGCCGCAGCCCUGCUUUCGGAUGGGCCGCCAGAGACUCCUCCGGCGUCCUCUCGCCUUUCACAUUCUCCCGGACGUACUUGGUCGUCGAAAUGCUUGACAGGAAAAAUGGGGAGAACGAUGUGACCAUCAAGAUCUUGUACUGCGGCAUCUGCCACUCCGACCUCCACUCCGUCAAGAACGAGUGGCAAAACUCCGUCUACCCGAUCGUGCCUGGUCACGAGAUCGUCGGCGUUGUCACCGAGGUGGGCGGCAAGGUGGACAGGUUCAAGGUGGGCGACCACGCCGGGGUGGGCUGCAUGGUCAACUCCUGCCGCAGCUGCCACGAGUGCGCGGGGCACCUCGAGAACCACUGCCCCGGCAUGAUCUUCACCUACAAUUCCACCGACGUCGACGGCACCGUCACCUACGGCGGCUACUCCGACUCCGUCGUGGUGGAGGAGCACUUCGCGGUGCGUUUCCCGGCGGGCAUGCCGCUCGACCGCGGCGCGCCGCUGCUCUGCGCCGGCAUCACGGUCUACAGUCCCAUGAAGCGCUUCGGGUUCGACGUCCCCGGGAAGCACAUCGGAGUGGUGGGGCUCGGCGGGCUCGGCCACGUCGCCGUCAAGUUCGGCAAGGCCUUCGGCGCCAAGGUGACGGUGAUCAGCACGUCGCCGAGCAAAAGGCAGGAGGCCGUCGAGCGACUGGGCGCCGACGCUUUCCUGGUCAGCAAAGACCCCGAUGAGAUGAAGGCCGCUUGGGGAACCAUGGACGGCAUAAUCAACACAGUCUCAGCAGCUCAUGAAGUGACUCCAUUGCUGUCUCUUCUCAAAACUUUUGGACAAAUGGUCAUGGUCUGUGCUCCAGAGAAGCCAUUAGAGAUCUAUGCUUUCCCCUUACUUCUAGGCGGGAAGUCUAUCGUAGGGAGUGCAAUUGGUGGGAUGAAGGAGACUCAGGAGAUGAUAGAUCUUGCGGCAGAGCACAAUCUGACUGCGGAUAUCGAGCUUAUCAGCAUGGAUUAUGUGAACAAAGCCAUGGAGAGGGUCGCAAAGGCUGAUGUCCGCUAUCGAUUUGUUAUCGAUAUCGGGAACACUUUGAGUGCUGCUUAAGAUCUAGUGUGAGGAAUUAGUUUAUUGUUGCAUGCAUGAGGGAGCAAUUGUAGUUUGCCUUUACUUU
Molecule: messenger RNA, 2356 nt
Organism: Zingiber officinale
Lineage: Eukaryota; Viridiplantae; Streptophyta; Magnoliopsida; Zingiberales; Zingiberaceae
Exons: 8
Coding region: 40-2289 (749 amino acids)
Biological process (GO): lignin biosynthetic process
Molecular function (GO): cinnamyl-alcohol dehydrogenase activity; zinc ion binding
Source: RefSeq, a predicted model, not a curated record